AUGUUGCAAUGUGGGUAUUUUGCGGCCGGCCGGGAAGUUGUCCAGAUAUCCGGCAGUCAGUUUUCCAGUUCCGUUCUUGUCGACAGUGGAAUCAAGAUUCGUAAGUCUGAAUGUGGGACAUGGGCGUCUUCUAGGAACAGGUGUUUUUCGGAAGUACUAGGAUUAAUGAUGACUAAACGAUCUUGUACAACUAUGUAUGACUGGUUAACUAGCAGCGAAAAAGAUCGAAAAGAUGGCGAAAAUGGGGAACGCGUUCGAUGGUAUUGUGUUGGCAAAGAUCUUAUAGUCCUUGAUUUCGGUAGCACUAAUCACUGUGCAGAUGUAGCAGCUUUUGAUUUUGAUGGCACCGUGGUAGUAACGAAAUCAGGCAAGACAUUUCCUGAAAGUGAAUAUGACUGGCAGUUUUUCUGCGAAUCCGUACCACAAACAUUAGCCGAAAUUGCUGAAAAGAAUUUCAAAGUGGUGAUCUUUACAAAUCAGCGAGGUAUACUAACGGGCUCUCAAGAUUGUGAUGCUUUCUGCAGAAAAGUGGAGAAAGUGUGUCAACAAAUCAAGCUUCCCAUACAGGUAUUUGUUUCUCUGGGAACACUGCAUUACCGUAAGCCAUAUGUUGGUAUGUGGAAUUACUUUGAAAGCCAUGGAAAUGGCGGUAUUUCAAUCAAUCGCCAGUCAUCAUUUUAUGUUGGUGAUGCUGCAGGUCGCAUACAAACGAAUAUUCGAAAAAAAAAGGAUCAUUCAGCUGCUGAUCGCUUAUUUGCUUUGAAUUUUGGUAUUAACUUUUUCACACCAGAACAAUAUUUCUUGAAGCAGAUAGAAGUUGAGGAUUAUAUAUUACCGUCUUUUUCACCAUCAUCUCUGUUGGAUCAAAAAGUUAGCUUGUAUGAUCCAGAAAAUACUCCAAUACCAGGUAAUGGUUUGGAAGUACUCAUAUUCGUUGGCUAUCCUGGGUGUGGUAAAAGUAGUCUUGCUCAAAAAUUAGCUGUAGAACACGGAUAUGGUAUAGUGAAUCGAGACACAUUGAAGACGUGGCAGAAAUGUGUUGAGAAUGCAAAAAUUCUUUUGAAACGGCAGCAAAAUGUUAUUGUCGAUAAUACUAAUGCUGACAGAGAAUCGAGAAAACGAUAUAUCAAUCUUGGUAAAUCAUUUGGAGCUGAUUUGCGGUGCUUUUUGUUCAAUUGUACAUUAGAACAAGCAGCACAUAAUUGUAAAUAUCGUGUCAUUGUUGAUGCUGAAGAAAAACAAAUUGAAGUUGGCCAAAUGAUACUUAAUGGUUACAAAAAAAAAUUUGAGGAACCGAAAUUAUCGGAAGGAUUCUCAUCAAUCGUUAAAGUAAAUUUCGUACCGGAAUUUGAUUGUCGUGAGCACGAAGCAAUAUAUCGGAUGUAUUUAUGUGAUUCCUGA
This is a messenger RNA of Brugia malayi, 1401 nucleotides long. RefSeq lists its product as uncharacterized. NCBI's taxonomy places the organism in Eukaryota, Metazoa, Nematoda, Chromadorea, Rhabditida, Onchocercidae. Gene Ontology annotation, biological process: DNA repair. The transcript has 9 exons. Gene Ontology annotation, molecular function: ATP-dependent polydeoxyribonucleotide 5'-hydroxyl-kinase activity; polynucleotide 3'-phosphatase activity; double-stranded DNA binding. The record is from RefSeq and is a predicted model, not a curated record. The coding region runs from base 1 to 1401 and encodes 466 amino acids.